Molecule: messenger RNA, 730 nt
Organism: Glossina fuscipes
Lineage: Eukaryota; Metazoa; Arthropoda; Insecta; Diptera; Glossinidae
Gene: Scp1
Product: sarcoplasmic calcium-binding protein, beta chain
Exons: 6
Coding region: 148-717 (189 amino acids)
Molecular function (GO): calcium ion binding
Source: RefSeq, a predicted model, not a curated record
AUAGCAGGAGUGACUGAGCGAUAGAAAUUUUAGUUUUUUUUAACCGCCUCUAGCUCUUGUCUUAUUCAGAACUUAUUCUGUCAAUCAGAAGCGAACGGGUCCUCAGAUAAAUUGUGUUCAAUUUAAAAACGAUUUAAUUUCCUCACAAUGGCCUACUCUUGGGACAACCGUGUCGACUUUAUUGUUCGAUAUAUGUACGAUAUCGACAAUAAUGGUUUUCUCGAUGAAAACGAUUUCCUCUGCAUGGCAGUUCGUGCAUGUGUUGUGGAAGGCAAGGGUGAUUGCAGUGCUUCCCGCUUAGAAGAAUACAAAAAACUUAUGAACAAUUUAUGGGAGGAAAUGUGCCAAAUUGCUGACGAUGAUAAGGAUGGAAAAAUUUCAACCGCAGAAUUUAAGGAAGGUGUCCGCAAGACUUGCGUUGGUAAGAAGUACACCGAAUUCCCCCAAGCUAUGAAAGCAUUUAUCGAAUCGAAUUUCCGAAUUCUCGAUAUUAACGGUGAUGGUAUAGUGGGAAUCGAAGAAUUUCGUUUCAAUUGCAUUACUCGCAUGGCAAUCGAUGAUGUGGCGCCGAUUGAUAAAGCUUUUAACGCUUUGUUGACCGAUGAGGAUAGAAAAGUGGGUGGCAUUAAUAUGGAUCGUUAUAAAGAACUUUACGGCCAGUUCCUAAGCAACACUGCCGAGAAUCAUCCCGCUGUUUACUUGUUUGGUCCUUUGUAAUCGGAUUUCUCUC